AUGUUGGACCAGGAACCAGCCCCAACCAGCCCCCGCGCCGCUGGCCACUCCGGCCGCGUCGGCCACCAGAUCCCGGCGCGCGCCGGAUGCGCCCCGGCGCCAAAAGCCACGGGGCGCUCGCGCUCGUCCAGAUCCUCCGGCUCCGCUUGCUCAAGCCCGCGCUGUAGCGAGGGAUGGGGCCUGCCGGCCUCGGUGCCGGGCCUCGUCAGAUCCAGCGGUCCGUCGGUGGUGCCGGUCUCUCCUCGUCCUCCUGCUGCGUCAACAGCUACUUCCGCCUCCCCGCCGCGAAUCCUGCUCCGGGGCGAGUGCUCCCACGCCGCGAAUGCCGAUUCCACCCCGGUCUCUGCGCAGUCCCCUCCUGCUGAGCGGCAACGGCUCAAAUCCAUCGUGGUUCGGCCUUCCCCCUGCACUAGCCCUUCCGCUUCGGGGCCUGGAGACGGAUGGACGAAGGUCCAGUCGCGCAAAGAUCGUCGCCUCAGCCGGCGCCAUGAUGGCGGCCUCGGCCACGCCCCACGGCUGCGCAAAGGCCACCGGCCUGUCUUCAAUGCGAGCACCGGGCGGGAGGCCUUCUUAAGGCGCUUCCGGGGGCUCUGCUUCAGAUGCCUCAGCACCGAGCACCGCCGUGUAGAUUGUAGGGAUCCAGUCCACUGCAUCGACUGCAAGCUUCCAGGCCACAUCGGCAAAGACUGCCCGGGCAAGAGGGGGCGCGCUCCUGUGAAGGCGCAGCUGGGCUCCUGCGUGGGUCGUGGCCCGGUUUGUGAGCGCCUUCGCUUCCCCUCGCCGCCCCAGACGGCGACGAACAAGACGAUGUCCCACCACACCGACCCGUCGCGCCGGCCGCGGUCCGGCCACAAGGUGGUGAUCGAGUCGCCGGCCAUGGAGCACCAGAUCUUCCAGCUUCGUCGCCACGCGGUGCUGCUGGUCUCCUCGGAGGAGCGCCACGCCGCCAGCCCCAUAUCGGUGGGGCGCGCCUUCGACACACAGAUGCGCACGCCGGCGCAUCUCCUGCGGGUCACGUGCCACGACCUGCAAGACUUCCUGGUCCACUUCGAGCUGCCGGCGCACCAGGACAACGCCGUGCACCUGGGCUCCAUCAACGUCGACGGCGUCAUCUUCGACAUCAAGCCGUGGCACGAGGACGACCACGCCAUGCACCAAGAGUUCCUUCUUCACGUUCGCGUCGUCAUCGAGAAGAUGCCAUUUCACCUCUGGUCGCUCGAGGGGGCGGCCGAGGUCCUGGGCGACAAGUGCAUCAUCGACCGUCUCGACAGCCGCACCCAGGAGCGCGGCCACACGAAGACAUUUGCGUGCUGGGUGUGGGUGUGGGAUGUGGCAUUCAUCCCCACCCGGCACACCAUCUGGAGGGCGGCGCGGGGCGCUGGCCAUGUAGAGGCCAUGCUGGGCUACUCGCCGCCGAGCCGGGAGGUGGCGCCGCCGCCGCGCACGCGUCCGGCGCCAUGACAUGCUCGUCCACGUCGACCCCCGCGGCGCCGUUCGGCGGGAGGGGCAGGCGGCCCAUAGGGCAGCAGGAGCAGCCUCGGCUGCUGGGUGGCCAGGUACGGUGGUGGCGCCGGGAAUGGCGCUGGGUGGCGCUGCGGCUGGAGCGCGGCCGGGCGGCUGGAGGCGCCGCGGGUGGUGCCGGUGGCGAGGGCGGUGUGGAUGGCCCGCGCCUUCACCUGCUUCAUCUGUCGCUCCUCCAAGCGGAGGUACGCAACGAACUGGUGAAGGACGGGUUGGGGAUGAGGCUGAGGUUCGCCGCGGCGUUGCCGAAGUCCUCGUUGAGCCCGACGGUGAGCGUGCUGAGGAGGAGGUCAUCAUCGAUUUUCCGCCAAUAUCGCGGAGCUCGUCAGCGAGAGUCUUCAGGCGGCGACAAUAGUCGUCGACAGAGUUGUUGUCCUGGUGACAUAAAAAAAGCUCUUGCUACAAAAAAAAACGCGACGCUGGAGCUGGUUGUCGAUGAAGAGCCCGUUCAGCUUGGUCCACACGACGCAGGCAUCGUCACCGUCCGUCACGACCGUCUGGAAGAGGUCCGGCGAGAUGGUGAGGAAGAACCAACGGAUAAUCGUGGUGUCGAUGGUGGACCAGUCAUGGAACUCGGGGACGAGGCUGGAGUCGACGGUGCCGUCCACGUGGUCGAUGAGGUGAUACUCCCGAAACACGAGGAAAAAAUAAGUCUUCCAUGUGUAGUAGGAGGAGUCCGCCAGCGAGAGAUGAACCGGCACCCGCUCGAAGAUGUUGAGGUUGCGGAUGUCGUUGACGUCGGGAGGGUUGACGUCGGCGAACGGGUUGGAGUUGGUGGACGCGGAGGAGGUGACGGACGACAUGGCGGGAAUGGGACGGCGCGGGCGACUCAGACAGCUCGGGUGGAGCGGUGGCAGCAGACGACUCGCACGGCGGCUCGGGUGGAUCGCGCGGGCGGCAGCAGCGGCUCGGGCACGUGCGGCGGCUGGCAAGCGGGAUCAAAGCGACUGGCUCGGGCGAAGCAGGCAGCCGGCUCGGGCGAAGGACGGGUAGCGGGCGCGCGGCUGGCUCGGGGUAGCGGUCGCGCGGGCGGAUGGAGGGAUCGGGUAGCGGGCGCGGCUGGCUCGGGGUAGCGAGCGCGCGGGCGGGCGGAUGGAUCGUGUAGCGCGCGAGCAGCGUCGGCGGGGUGGCGGCGGCGUCGGCCGGCGCGGGGAGACGGCGGCGUGGAAGCGAGAAAGAAACCUAGGAAACUGAUACCAGAUAUGAGAUUAUGAUUGCACGAUAUAUUACUCUUCAUGUAUAGACACGUAUAUAUGAUGCGUAAAGAUGAGCUACGGACUUCAACUAGACAAAGAAUCAGGAGGCAGGUCCAAUAUACAAUAUACGUAUAAUACAUAUACUCAACAGUGGGCUCACGACGUCUUUUUCACAUCACGAAAAUGACCAAAGUAGUAAGCCGCGUGUAUGUAUAGGACGGCCGUACGUGUGUGCAUAUGCAUGCUGCCUGCAGAAUUAAUUCGCGCCGUUCGUUUCGGGUGGGUAGAGCAAAGAUACGCGUGUGCGUGUGCUGUGUCUCAUGCAUCCUCCAUCAUAACUCACUCCUUAGGCUCCCAUGACUCCACGUCUCAUGGGCAACCACCUGAGCAUAAACCAACGGCCUGAGUACCAAGGAGAUGCGCAACGCAAGGGUCGAUCCAGGGCUAGCUCCUACACCAAGGCCAAGUAGACGAUCGAGAGAGAGAGAUGUGGCCGUCGUCGCUGCUGUACCCGCCGCCGGCGUCGGCCUUCGUGACGGCGGUGUCGGUGGUGUCGUUCGCGUCGCUGGCGUCCGCAGGCCUCUCCGAGCUCCGCGGCCAGCACAUGGCCUACUCCAAGUUCUGGCACGUCGUGUCUGGACAGCAGCAGAAGAAGGGAGGCACCGGUGGCGCGCAGCUGUCGGGCCGUGACGGGAUGCUGGUGGCCUACGCGCCGGCGCUAGUCGCCGCCGCGGCAUCUUUCGUCGUGCCGGGUACCGUGGAAGGGCUGCGCGCCGAGCUCCUCGCUGCCGCGCUCGCCGUCCACUUCCUCAAGCGUGUCUUCGAGGCGAGGACAACUGGCUGGCUCACAGCUCUCAUGGCAACGAAGCUGGACCCUCGGAGGUGCGCGAUGGCAACGGCAAGCCUAGGUGCAAUAAGAACAAGCGCCGACAUAAAAAUAGCGGCAGUGAUGCCGUGGAUGUAGCGGCCAAUGCUGGGUUCAGCAAUGCCAAGGCUGGCCAGAAAAAGAAGCCCUUUAAAGGAAAUAAGGACUGUCCUAGCGCGCUCGACAAAAUUCUCGACAGGCUCUGCCAAAUUCAUGAACUUCGGACAAGCCGACCAACCACACUAACCGGAAUUGCUAGGUCAUCAAGUAGGCCGUCAAGGUGGCAGUCGAAGGCCAGAGCAAAAGCCAGUCCCGCAGCGACGAUGAGGAUGAACCUCGGAGGCCGAGCAACGAAGGCCAGAAGCAGUUCCCUUCCGAUGUCAAGGAUGUGAAUAUGAUCUACAUCACCCACAUCUCAAGGAAGGAAAGGAAACACGCACUUCGAGAUGUCUAUGACCUAGACCCUGUAGCUCUAAAUAAAGUCCUUGGUCGGCUUGCUUGAUCACUUUUGAAAACGCGACCACCUGAUAAGUCUCCAACGUAUCGAUAAAUUUUGAUUAUUUCAACCUAUUAUAUUAUCAAUUUUGGAUACUUUAUAAGCUUUAAUAUGCAAUUUUAUAUCAUUUUUGUGAACUAGCCUAUUAACCUAGUGCCUAGUGCCAGUUGCUAUUUUUGGCUGUUUUUGGUUUUCCAGAACAUCGGUACCAAACGGACUCCAAAUGCUAUGAAACUUUUUGACAAUUUUUUUGGGAGAAAAGAGACCAUGGAGGCUUUGGGAGGAGACCAGACGACAUACGAGGAGACGGCAAGGCAACAGGGCGCACCUUGGGGGGUAGGCGUGCCCUGAUGCCUUGUGGGCUCCACGUGGCUCUGUCUGACCUAAUUCCACUUCUAUAAAUUCUCAAAUAUUUGGAAACCCCCAGGGAGCAACCCGAAACAAUUUUUCCGCCGCCACAAGCUUCUGUUGUUCCGCGAUCCCAUCUGGAGGCCUUUUCUAGUACUAUGUCGGAGGGGUAAUCGAUCACGGAGGGCUUCUACAUCAACCUUGCUGCCCUAGCAAUGAUGUGUGAGUAGUUCACCACACACCUAUAGGUCCAUAGCUAGUAGCUAGAUGGCUUCUUCUCUCUCUUUGAUCUCCAAUACAAUAAUCUCCCCGAGCUUCUUGGAGUUCUAUCUAAUGUAAUCUUCUUUUGCGGUGUGUUUUUUGGGAUAUGAUGAAUUGUGGGUUUAUGAUCAGAUUAUUCAUUGAAAGUAAUUGAGUCUUUUCUGAACUU
Messenger RNA from Aegilops tauschii subsp. strangulata, 4856 nucleotides. Lineage: Eukaryota; Viridiplantae; Streptophyta; Magnoliopsida; Poales; Poaceae. The record is from RefSeq and is a predicted model, not a curated record.